UCCUCCCAGUCACAUGACCACGUGUCACGGGCCCAGAGCAUGCUGGGAGUUGGCAUACAAAUACAAGCUGAGCUGUAAUGGAGCCUUCCCUGAGACUCGGGGAGACACUCGGCCGAUUCACCGGCUGCUCUUAGGGACUGACUGACGCUCCCCGGUCUCUUGUCUCGUGAAACAGAUCAGCCCGAGUGCUUCGUGAGCUUACACUUAGUCUGAAACUGGGGGAGAAGUGCUGAAGCAUAAUGACGUCACACAGCGGCAAGAUGGAAGCGUUACUCUGCUGGGUGAACAGCCUGAAGGUGGAUGAACCAAUUAAGAGAUUUUCACAGCUGCAGGAUCUGAGCAUUUUGCUGAAAGUUGUUGGUGUAUUAUCUGGGAACUCUGAGGAAACUGCUCCAGUCCUACAGCAGAAUCUAGAGCAACGGCUGAACUGCCUGUGUUCCUCCUUACAAAGGUAUUGCCAGACUGGCUCCUCCGCUCAAAACUUAGUACAAUGGCAGAAGAUUCUUCAGGGGGAGAACCUGGAAGUGGAACUCUCGAAGGUAAUUGUCAUUCUCUUCUAUUAUUCAACCAUGAGUUCCAAAAACCCAAGGAAAUCGGAGGAUAUUGAUCAUAAAACUCAGACAGAGCUGGCCUCCAUCUUGCGCUUUGUGCUGGAUAAUGAAGAUGCUCUCUGUCUGGAUGACAAACUUAUCAACUUCUUGAAGAGGAAAGCACCUUUUGCAUCCUCAGGCGAUGAUCCGUCCAGUUCCUCCGAUGCCAUGACUCCUAAUGUAUCCCACAGGCGGAAGAGCGAAGUGAGAUUUCUGCAGCUGCAUAGUGUAGCUUCUUCAUCUACUGUGAAAAGUUUGUCAGCAGACUCCCCAUCUUCCCCAAUGAUUGAGGUGCUGCAUACACCUCAGUUCCAGAUGAGGCGCCUGAAGAAGCAAUUGAGUGAAGUGCGGGAAUGCAGAGAUGAACUAGAGGUAGAGCUGGCCGAGAACCGCAAAAACCUGGCAGAGAAAGAGGCUCAGAUUUCCCUCCUACAGCAGCAGAUUGAAAACCUUCGAAUCUUAAGGGAGAACCAGACUGAGCUUCAGGAACCCAAAGAGCUGGAGGAACUUCGAGAGAAGAACGAGAGCCUGAUGAUCAGACUUCGGGAUACCCUUAAGCAGUGUCAGGAUAUGAAGGCUGACAAGAAACUACUGGAACGCAAGAACGAUCAGUUGGCUGAAGAAAAUGGCGAGCUCUCUUACAAGGUGCGUGACUUAUCUAAUCGCUUGGCACAACUGCAGGAGGCUCUCUAUGAAACUACAGAGGAACAGGAGCUUUCUCUGAGUAACUGGCAGCAGAAACAGAACCAGUUAGAAAGUGAACUCAGUGGUGCAGUUGGUGAAAAGAAAUAUUUGGAAGAGCAUAACUUAAUACUGCAGGGAAAAAUCUCAAUGCUUGAGGAUCAGCUAAAGGAGAUGGGGGAGAUAGACAUGCCAGAGACAGGGGACUGUAUGGGUGACAUCCUCAAGCUGGAUGACUUGAAACAAGAGUUAGCUGUGCUCAACACACAAUGUCUCAGUCUAAAGGAACAGAUCCAUCAAAUGGAAGAGGAAAAGAGCACUGCAGAAGUUGAGAUGGAGGCACAGAAGUCCAGAUUUGAAUCCGAGAAAGGUCAGCUACAGGAAAUUGUCACUAACCUGCAGACUUCAUUGUCAGAAAUCACAUUUCAGAAGGAGAGGCUAGACAAUGAGGCCAGAGCACAGCAGGAGCAUCUGAUGUGCCAGAUUACAACUUUAAAACUGGAGAUUUCCAAGCUAAAGUCUUCCCUGGUGCAUAAGGAUGAAGAGCUAAAAGGCAUUCACCAUAAAGUAGAAGAAGAGAGAAACGAAAAAAAUCGGCUUUUGGAAAACUUCAAAAUGCUGGAAGAAUCCUCAAAAAAGAACAUGCAGGAGCUUAUUCACAAAGUGGAGAAUCUUGGUAGCUCUUUGAAGGUUUCUGAGGGCAAUCUGAUUGGAAUUACUCAACAGCUGGAGAGCAAGACUAAAGAGGUUGACUAUUUAAGAGAACAACAGCAAAAAAUUCUUUGUGAAAGAGAUUCCACUCUUUCAACACUCAAUGAGUACAAGUGCAAAAAAGAUGAAGAGUUCAGUGUUUUAAACAAGACCGUUAAAACACUGGAGCAAGAUCACCAAACUAGCCUUUCUGUUAUAGAGAAGCUGAAAAGCGAGAAGGAAGAAUUGGCAUCCAAGGUACAGGAUCUGGAUGCAAAAAUUUUAGAUCUUAUUGCUAAAUGCCAGAAUUUGGAUAGUGAGAAUGAUUCACAGAGCAAAUCUCAUGCAGCCACUGUGGAGUCUCUAAAGGCACAGCUUUCAGAGCAGGAGAGUCAACUAAAAAUAUAUCAGAAGAAGGUGUCCUCCAAUGAGUUGGUAUCUGAAGAAAAUUCAAAGCUAAAAGAUCAACUCCUGUCUGUGGAAGAAAGUCUGAGGCAUCUUAGGGAACACCUGGAGAAAGAAAAAACUAAGUUUGCCGCUUCUCUUGAUGCUGACCGUAAAAAAAUUUCCGACCUUGAAAAGGAGAUGAAGAAGUUAAGUGAAAGUAGAGAUGAAGCGCUGCGUAACCUUGAUGAAGAAAGGACCGCUGGAAAGAAGAUUGAAUCUCAGCUCAAGCAUUUAGAGGAAAAGUACCAAAAAGCAAAUGAAAGCCUGCAGGCAAAAUUGGCAGGAUCUUGUGCUGCCAUUAAACAGCGAGAAGAAGAGAGGGAUGAGUUGUCUAAGGUAGUUGAUAUCUGGAAGGCCAAAUAUGGAGAGUCUCAGCAGAAGAUCGCUCAGAAUUCCUGCCAGAUGCAGGAACAAAUUGAAGAGCUGAAAAACGCUCAUGCUGAUGCUUACCAGAAACUGGAGAGAGAAAGGAGCAAAGUCUUGAUGAUAGAAGCCCAAGCAGGUGAAGCCAAGUCUUCUCAUCUGGAGGAGAUAAAUCAGUUAGAGGAUAAAUUGUCUGAAGCCAACACUCGUAUCAAAGAGAGAGAAGUUGAAGAGAAGAAGCUUCUCUCUGCUCUCAACUCUGCAGAAGAAAAACUCAAGAUUGCUUAUCAAGAGGAAAGUGAGCAUCUUUCCCAUCUAGAAACAGGCUUAAGCAAUGCAAAUCAUGACCUGGAUUGUCUAGCCAAAGAACUGUCUGAUGAGAAGCAUAAGAAAGCAGAACUUGAAGCCAUGGUGAAAGAGUUAAAAGAGCAAAAUUCUGAAAGAAUAGCAUCCCUGGAAUCUGAGUUGAAAACCAGUUUAGCUGCUGUCAAAAACGGUGAAUGUGAAAUUGGAAAACUUUCUGGAGAGCUGGAGCAUCUGAAAAGGCAACUAAAUGAUUCCAGUCAGAAGCAUAAGGAAGCACUAGCUCAGAAAAAUAUUGAAAUCAAACAGCUGAUUGAGGCAAAAGAAAAAGCCACAUCGGACUUGGCUAUUAAAUCUGAGAUGGAUGCUCAACUACAGAAAGCAGUAGAUACACACAAAAGCGAAUUUAGUGCCUUGCAGAAUGAGCUGUCUCGUUCUCUUGAUCUCCUCGCUCUAAAGGAAGGGGAAGUAGAAAGACUUAAUAAGGAGGCUGCCCUAAGACAAGAGGAAAUACAGCAGCAGCAACAAACCAUAACUAAGCUCACUGAAGAAGAAACGGCAUUGGCUGCACUUAAAGAUAAGGUCGCCCUGCAGGAAAAAGAGAUCAAGCAGCAAGUCCAGGCCACUAAAGGUGCUGAAGAAGAGAUGGCUAAAUUGAAAUCUGUAAUUUCUGAAAAAUCAAAAAGAAUUGAAUGUUUGGAACAGGACAUCCAGAACCAGAAGAGAGACCUUUCUUGCAUUCAAGAGCAGCAUCAAAGAAAACUUGGUGAGUCCCAAGGGCUUCAAGCUCUUAUUGCAGAUCUGGAAAAAAAGUGCAAAGAGCAGAAGGAACUGAUUUGUGAGGCCCAAAAUAAGGCUGCUGAGGCAAAAACGUUGGCCUCAGAAAAGGCUUCAGUGUCCGAGAGGCAGUUAGAAGGAAUCCAAGCUUUAGAAAUUGAAAUCAAUAAAGAGAGACAAAAGGCUUGUGACCUUCAGAGGCAGCUGGAGCUUUCUUGGGCAGUGCAAGAAGAAAAGGAAACCGAGCUACAAGCCUUGAAGAAAGAGUUGUUUCAUAAAGUUCAAGAACUGGAACAGAGUCAGAAAUCUUUUACUGACUCAAGUGGUGAGCUCUCCUCUAUGCUUUCUGAGGCUCAGGAGAGGCAGCAAGCCUUAACAGAGGCUAAGGAACAAGCAGAACAGUGCCAGAAGGAAAUUGAUAUGAAGAAUAAAGAGGUGAAUAGCCUGCAAGCAGAAAUUAAAAUCUUGAGUUCUAAAGUGACUACCAAUGAAGAAGUGUCUGUAGAUUUUGAGCAACGGCUAUUGAAGGAAACCAGUAAAAGCGCAAAGCUAGAAGAGAAGAUGCAAAAGCUCCAUGUGGAAUUAGAGGCAUCUUUUAAGGAGCUGCUUGAAAAGAAUUGUGCAAUUGAUUGUUUAACGACAGAAGCCCAGAACUUGAAAGGAGAAGCAGAUCAGCAAAGAAUGGCAGUUGACAGCCUUCAGCAGAAGCUUUCCUCCAAAGCAGAAACAAACCAUACUUUGCAGCAGGAAAUUCAGGCCUGGCAGAAGAACUGUGCUGAGAAGGAACAGCAAAUCUGUUCUCUUCAACAAAAUCUCAAGAGCAAUCAAAGCCUAUUGGAGGAGUUUGCAUCCCUAAAACGCAGUUACCAGGAAAUCAUUGCAGAACGGGAUCUAAUGCAAGAGAAGCACCAGGAGGAACUUCUAAGCCAUAAGAAGCUAACUGAGAGGUUUCAAGCUGAACUAGAAAAGGCCAAGGAAGACAUGACAGAAAUUGUUUUACUUAAGGAGAAACUUCACAACCAAGAGCUUCAGUUACAUAAAUUUCAAUCUGAGAACAGCUAUAGUUUGACCCAAAUAUCCCAUCUUCAGCAGGUUAACAGUCAGCUUCUUGGUGCAAACCAGAGUUUGUCUCAAAUUUCUGAUCAGGGUGCAAAGAAACUGGAAAGCGAGAUGUCUACCCUCAAGGAGCAGCAUAAGGAGGAGAUGAAGACUCUCCGGCUGCAGUACGAGAAGACUCUAAGAGAAGGCAACAAGCAAGUACAAGAAACCAGCCUUCAACUGGAAACUGUGACCAGCAAAUAUGACCAUGUGAAGAGCAAGGUUUUGAAAGAUCAGAAAACAUUCCAAGAAGAGAAGCAGAGGCUCCUUCUUCAGGUGGAAGAGCUGACGGCAGCAAAGAAAGAGCAAAGUGAGCAGGUGCAGGAGCUGAACAAGCAACUGAGCCAGCAGGAGAAGACCAUAAGGAGCCAGCAGCAGAAGCUGAAGCAGCGGGAGGGUGAGACUCAUGAGGAGGCUGAUAAGUCCCAUAAGAGAGUACUGGAGUUAGAGUCCCAGCUGGAGCAGCAGAUUCAGGCUGUGGAACAUUACAAAGCUCAGAUGGAGAAAGCCAAGGUGCACUAUGAUGCCAAGAAGAAGCAGAACCAGGAGCUGAGCGAGGAGCUGCAGAGCCACAUUAAACAGCAGGAACAUCUAAGCAAGGAAAAUGCAGAUUUAAAGGCAAAAUCUGAGCAACUCCAUAAGGAGCUACAGCAUUCGCUGCUCCAGAGCAAAGAGGUGGAGCAAAACUGCAAGAACCUGUCUAAUCGAGUCAGGAGUUUGGAGGCCCAGUUGGAGUACACUGACCGGCAGCUGCGAGACCCGGGGAAGUUCCAGUUGGCUACUGAUUCCAUGAAGAGUCGGGACACUUUCUGUGCCCCCCGUCAGACAAGGAGCCAUGCAGAUGUCAGUAUAGACAGCCUGGACUUGAGCUUCGGGGAGGACCAGCUUAUGAACUCAACAAGUGAGCGCUGCAACGAGGAACCUGCCACAUCAUCAGUCCAUGUCAGCAGUCCGGAUUCCCUUAUCUCAGGCCAACUCCCCAAAAAGGUUGAGUCUCUGGAAAGCCUCUACUUCACACCCAUCCCCACCCGGGCACAGUCCAAACUGGAGAGUAGCAUUGGUUCCAUUGGGGAUCUGUCCUUAGACUCCAGCAAGAAGACACAGUCUGCAAGAAGACGUACCAUGCAGAUCAUCAACAUCACAAUGACCAAGAAAACUAAGGAGGAACCAGAACCAGAGAGUGCCAACACAUCAUUCUACAGCCUGCGGUCGGCUCCGUCCUAUCAGAGUCUACACCUACAGAACCCCAGGAGGGCUGGCCGUCCCCCGGCAGCUAUUUCUGCCCCAGCACUGGCCAGUCUCCCAUCCCAGGAGUCCCUGGCUAAGACAGAACACUUCUCCUCUGAUGACAGCUUGAAUAACUUGCCUGGUUACCAGCAUCCCACACGUAGAUCUGCAAGGCUUUCACAGACUGGAGGCAGAAGCAGUUUCUAUAUGAGCACUUGCCAGGACGAGCCAGACCCACAGGAUGACUGGACCCGGAUUGCUGAACUACAGGCCAGGAACAAGACCUGCCCACCCCACCUCAAGACUUCCUACCCACUGGAGUCCAGGCCGUCAAUCUUUAGCUCCACCAUUACUGAUGAGGAGGUCAAGUUAGGAGACCCUAAAGAGACGCUCAGGAGGGCCACCUUGCUGCCCGGCCAGAUUCAAGAUUCCAUGACCAGCACCCGCAGACAGACCUUGGCUGUCCCAGGGGCAGAGCAUUUGAAGGGGCACAACAUCAGCACCAGGCAGCAGAUGAAGCGUGUGUCAGAGGAAUCCCAUUAUGGUCCAGACACCCCAGAAGCCAAGAAGACGGCGACUUGCUUUCCUCGACCCAUGACCCCAAAGGAUAAACACGACGCACGCAGAGUGUCCACUAUGGAAAGCAAAGGAAGUUCCAGCCAUCAGCAGGCGCAGCCAACUCGCCGACAGGCUACAGCAUUCAGCAUUUUCAACACCCCCAAAAAGCUAGGCAACAGCCUUCUGAAGAGAGGCCUUAACAAAAAAACAACUCCCAAAAAUAGUCCCCGGGGGCGGGGAGCAAACGGCAGCACCAGCAGCACCUCCAACAAACCCUCACACCUCUCUCUCCACAAAUCCCCCAGCCGGCGUUCUCCAAGGGUCUCCACUGCAAAGUCACCAAGAGCUUCCAACAAGGUGGGCCAGGAGCUACAGAUACAGUUGUUUGAGCGCAAGCAGCAGAGGAACAAGUAGAGGGAGGGGGCCGCACUCCCCUAGAGACUGUCGUUCUAUUUAAGCCACGCACUACCGGAAGGAUUGGCACAAGGUGGGGCAGCAUGGGACAGCCGCGUAUUUAGUGACGUUCCCGAGAUUUGGAAUUUUUUUUUCUUUAAGCAAACUUGUAACCAGCCAGCUACACGGGGGCAACGACUGCGCGUCACUGCUGAGGCUUUGCCCCCGGACUCUAAGCCAAAGUCACCGUCUAGAACGUGAAUCCAAAGUGGAACUUCCUGGAUUUCUAUUGGGAAUUGUCCGGAUGAGCUUUAUUUGCUUUCAGAUGGUACAUUGGUGCCAGCAGGGCCCUCGUUUUCUGUUGCCCACAUGGGUAAGCGAAUUCCUUUAGUGCCUUAUUGCUCUGUCUCUGUUUAUUUAUUAUAAAUACCACCCCAUUCAAGCCCAAUGCACUUCCCAUUGAAUUACUACCCCGUUUGUCACCUGCAAAGGGAACAAUUUACCCUCUUACUCCCAUCCCUGCGCAUUAGUCAUUCUCAGUGUCGGCUCUCGGUGCCGGCUCUCAGUGCUAGGUCUUGGUGUCGGCUCUCAGUGCCAGCUUCCCUUCAGUAGAGGCUCAGUAGUUGUGUAAUCAUGAGCCAGAGCCAUUCUUAUCUCUGCUGCACUGUGUAAUACAAUAUAUAUAAUAUACACAGACACACAAGAAAUAAGGGAAGCCUCCCAUAUGUUUGAUUUCUCU
Messenger RNA from Xenopus laevis (African clawed frog), 7866 nucleotides. RefSeq names its product nuclear mitotic apparatus protein 1 S homeolog (gene numa1.S). Lineage: Eukaryota; Metazoa; Chordata; Amphibia; Anura; Pipidae. The transcript has 27 exons. Gene Ontology annotation, molecular function: microtubule binding. Gene Ontology annotation, cellular component: spindle microtubule; centrosome; spindle pole. Gene Ontology annotation, biological process: establishment of mitotic spindle orientation. The record is from RefSeq and is a predicted model, not a curated record. Bases 240 to 7148 code for a protein of 2302 amino acids.